CUAUAAACUAAUGAGAGAAACACAUCACUUUUCUUGAGUCCAGCUCACCCAAUAGGCUCUGAGAACCUGUGUCAGCCAAUGGCGUGCGUCGAAGAAGGGAGUCUCGACCAAUAAGCAGUGAGUAGAGUUGUUAUAACUGACCAAUGGGGCAUUGGAAGCAUUGUGUGACCGAAGCAGGGUCUGCCGGGCUCAUUUCGCCGCUUCACCACCCGGCUGGUUCUUUUUGGAUCUCACUGCAAUGGCGGAACAGCAGCAGUUCUACCUCUUGCUGGGCAACCUGAUGAGCCCUGACAACAGCAUCAGGAAACAAUCAGAGGAGACCUAUGACACCAUCCCGGGUCAGAACAAGAUCACAUUCCUGCUGCAGGCCAUCAGAGAUGCAGCCGCUGCAGAGGAGGUCAAACAGAUGGCGGCGGUGCUGCUGCGGCGGCUGCUGUCGUCGUCCUUCGAGGAGAUCUACCCGGGCCUGACGGUGGAGAUGCAGACGGCCAUCAAGACGGAGCUGCUGACCAGCAUCCAGCAGGAGAACACGCCCAACAUCCGCAAGAAGGUGUGCGACAUCGCCGCCGAGCUCUGCCGCAACCUCAUCGACGACGAUGGGAACAAUCAGUGGCCAGAGCUGCUGAAGUUCCUCUUCGACUCUGUGAACUCAGAAAAGGUCACCCUCCGAGAAGCCGCCCUGCACAUAUUCUGGAACUUCCCCGGGAUCUUUGGGAACCAGCAGCAGCAUUACAUGGAGGUCAUCAAGCGCAUGCUGGUGCAGUGCAUGCAGGACCAGGCCAACCCUCAUAUUCGUACCCUGGCUGCUCGGGCUGCGGCGUCCUUCGUCCUCUCCAAUGAAAGCAACUCGGCGCUCCUGAAGCACUUCGCAGACCUCCUGCCGGGAAUCCUGCAGGCGGUGAACGAGUCCUGCUACCAGGGGGACGACUCUGUGCUCAAGUCUUUGGUGGAGAUUGCCGACACAGCUCCCAAAUACCUGAGACCCAACCUGGAGCCGACGCUGCAGCUGUGUCUCAAGCUCUGUGCAGACACCAACCUCACAAACAUGCAGAGGCAGCUCGCCCUGGAGGUCAUCGUCACUUUGUCGGAGACCGCGGCUGCCAUGCUGAGGAAACACACCUCCAUCGUGGCUGAGAGCGUGCCGCAGAUGUUGGCAAUGAUGGUGGACCUGGAGGACGACGACGAGUGGGCCAUGGCGGACGAGCUGGAGGAUGACGACUUCGACAGCAACGCCGUAGCCGGGGAGAGCGCUCUGGACAGAAUCGCCUGUGGUCUGGGAGGAAAAAUCAUUCUGCCAAUGAUCAAACAACACAUCAUGACCAUGCUGCAGAACCCUGACUGGAAGUACCGCCACGCCGGGCUCAUGGCGCUCUCUGCCAUCGGGGAGGGCUGCCACCAGCAGAUGGAAGCCAUCCUGCAGGAGAUCGUCAGCUUCGUCCUCCUCUUCUGCUCCGACCCUCACCCCAGAGUCCGCUACGCCGCCUGCAACGCCAUCGGGCAGAUGGCCACAGACUUCGCCCCGACCUUCCAGAAGAAGUUCCACGACAAGGUGAUCUCCGCCCUCCUGCAGACCAUGGAGGACCAGAGUAACCCUCGGGUGCAGGCUCACGCUGCAGCUGCUCUCAUCAACUUCACAGAGGACUGUCCCAAAACUCUGCUGAUCCCGUAUCUGGACAGCCUGGUGCAGCACCUCCACGUCAUCAUGGUGGCCAAGCUGCAGGAGCUGAUACAAAAAGGCACCAAACUGGUCCUGGAGCAGGUGGUGACCUCCAUUGCCUCAGUGGCCGACACGGCGGAGGAGAAGUUUGUGCCGUACUACGACCUGUUCAUGCCGUCGCUCAAACACAUCGUGGAGAACGCCGUGCAGAAGGAGCUCCGGCUGCUGCGAGGGAAAACCAUUGAGUGCAUCAGUCUGAUCGGACUCGCCGUCGGAAAGGAGAAGUUCAUGCCCGACGCCUCGGCCGUCAUGCAGCUGCUCCUCAAAACUCAGACGGACUUCAACGACCUGGAGGACGACGACCCUCAGAUCUCGUACAUGAUCUCUGCCUGGGCCAGGAUGUGUAAGAUCCUGGGGAAGGAGUUCCAGCAGUACCUGCCUGUGGUGAUGGGUCCGCUGAUGAAGACGGCCUCCAUCAAGCCAGAGGUGGCCCUGCUGGACACUCAGGACAUGGAGAACAUAUCAGAGGACGACGGCUGGGAGUUUGUGAAUCUCGGAGACCAGCAGAGUUUUGGAAUCAAGACGGCUGGGCUGGAGGAGAAGGCCACGGCGUGCCAGAUGCUGGUGUGCUACGCCAAAGAGCUGAAGGAGGGCUUCGUGGAGUACACGGAGCAGGUGGUGAAGCUGAUGGUUCCUCUGCUCAAGUUCUACUUCCAUGAUGGUGUUCGAGUGGCCGCCGCUGAGUCCAUGCCUCUGCUGCUGGAGUGUGCGAGAGUCAGAGGCCCGGAGUACCUGACCCAGAUGUGGCACUUCAUGUGCGACGCUCUCAUCAAGUCCAUCGGCACCGAGCCCGACUCGGACGUCCUCUCUGAGAUCAUGCACUCGUUCGCCAAGUGCAUCGAGCUGAUGGGGGACGGCUGCCUCAACAACGAGCAUUUCGACGAGCUGAGCGGCAUCUUGAAGGGGAAACUGGAGGAGCACUUUAAGAACCAGGAGCUCCGACAGGCGAAGCGACAGGAUGAGGACUACGACGAGCAGGUGGAGGAGACGCUACAAGACGAGGAUGAGAACGACGUGUACAUCCUCACCAAAGUGUCCGACAUUCUGCACUCGGUGUUCAGCAGCUACAAAGAAAAGGUGCUGCCGUGGUUCGAACAGCUGCUGCAGCUCAUCGUCCAGCUCAUUUGUCCCAACAGGCCGUGGGCAGACAGGCAGUGGGGUCUGUGCAUCUUCGACGACGUGGUGGAGCACUGCAGCCCCUCCUCCUUCAAAUACGCUGAGUACUUCCUGCGGCCGAUGCUGCAGUCGCUGUGUGACACGAGCCCCGAGGUCCGGCAGGCCGCCGCGUAUGGUGUUGGCGUCAUGGCGCAGAAUGGAGGAGAGAGCUACCGCCCGUUCUGCACAGAGGCGAUCCCCAUGCUGGUCCAGGUCAUCCAGGCGGCCGACUCACGCUCCAAAGAGAACGUCAACGCCACGGAGAACUGCAUCUCUGCCGUCGGUAAGGUCAUGAGGUUCAGACCCGAGUGCGUCAACGUCAACGAGAUCCUCCCGCACUGGCUCAGCUGGCUGCCGCUCAACGAGGACAAAGAGGAGGCGGUGCACACCUUCGACUUCCUGUGUGACCUCAUCGAAAGCAACAACCCCAUCGUCCUCGGUCCGGACAACGCCAACCUGCCCAAGAUCUUCCUCAUCAUCGCAGACGGAGUGGCCAACGAAUCGGUGAAGAGUGAAGACGCGUGCAGCAAACGGCUCGCCAACGUCAUCCGUCAAGUCCAGGUCUCGGCAGGAUUGUGGACGCAGUGUGUAUCGACACUGAACGAGACGCAGCAGAGAGCCAUACAGGACCUACUGAACACUGCCUGAGCCUGUACCCCCGUCACCUCCCUGCUCUAAAACAUAAAAUAAAGCCCAUGAAGAAGAAAAGCCGAGUUCUCGGACCUCCUGCAUACACUCCCUGUCCUCCCUCUCGCUCUGAUCUGUAGUGUGUAUGGACGCCGGCUUCACCCCAUCACCGCCCCCCCAACCCUGAUAUCAAACAACCCCACGUACGCCGGGGGGGAGCAGGGCGGAUAUUUACGACGACGGAGGACUUUCAAAGACUUUCACCCUGAAUCAAGGCGGGCGGAUGGCGAGAGGAUCCACGUCCCCCGUUCUUUAAUGUGUCUUCUAUCUGGACGUUUUGUUUCCAACCAUUCCCUGAUGACAGUCUAGGACUCCACGCCACCCCGGACGCACACUCAUCGGACAGUCGGGCUCAGUAAGGGGGGGGGGGGGAGUGGGGGAAACGGGGACAUUUGAAUGGACUGAUGGAUUGAACGAGGUGAAAUGCACACUGGGCGAUCACUGCCUGUCUCCUGUGAAUUCUUUUCUUUUUUUUUUUGUAUUUUUAUUUGAUUCUCUUGUUCAGUGUUCCCAGUGUUACCUGGUUUGGGGGGGGACGGCCUCCGCUCUGAGGGUUUGUCUCUACAGUAACGGCAUGUUAAGUGGCUAACUCUAGAACAUAUACAUAGUUAGGAAAUGUACAUCCUGGUCGUCUGGGAGAUUUACGCAGCUUUUUUUCCUCCAUAGCCUUCCAGAAGAGUUUCUGAAUGUUCGCUGAACGGUUGUCAGCCCUUUAGGUAGCAUCGUACAUCGGGGGGAGGAGGGGCUCUCAGAUCAGAGCAAUAAUCUGUCAGGAGUCACGUGACACGUCAGAGGGACUUGAGAUGUAGAGUUUAUGUAAAACGCGUGCUACCAUACUCUUAACUUUACGGUUUGACCCUUUGCAGUCCUGCAGGUUUGUGAUGGAACUCCAGAAAAUACCAACAAUAAAAAUUCCAUUUCAGAAAAACCCAGA
Notolabrus celidotus (New Zealand spotty) is the source of this 4493-nucleotide messenger RNA. RefSeq names its product karyopherin (importin) beta 3 (gene ipo5). The coding region runs from base 239 to 3520 and encodes 1093 amino acids. Gene Ontology annotation, cellular component: cytoplasm; nucleus. The transcript has 26 exons. Gene Ontology annotation, biological process: protein import into nucleus. NCBI's taxonomy places the organism in Eukaryota, Metazoa, Chordata, Actinopteri, Labriformes, Labridae. The record is from RefSeq and is a predicted model, not a curated record. Gene Ontology annotation, molecular function: protein binding; nuclear import signal receptor activity.